Molecule: messenger RNA, 297 nt
Organism: Rotaria sp. Silwood1
Lineage: Eukaryota; Metazoa; Rotifera; Eurotatoria; Philodinida; Philodinidae
Source: the annotation of a GenBank genome assembly
AUGAUUUUGAUGACAGUAAUCCAUUUACUUCUCCUUCUUGUGGCUUUAUCAUCAUCAAUAACUACAAGUUUCGAACAAUUUGGUCUCAAAAUUUAUUCCACUGUUAGUCAAAAUAAGAAGAAUGAAAAUAUAUUUGUUUCACCAGCAAGUAUUUCUCUUGCGAUGUCAAUGUGCACAGUUGGUGCUCAACAAGAAAUAUUAAAUCAAAUGUUAAAAACAUGUGAAGCAUCAUCAAAAAAAAAACAAUUAAUAAAAACAGCUGAACAAAUUAUGCAUAUCUUUUCUAUUGCUAAUUAA